Molecule: messenger RNA, 1701 nt
Organism: Cadophora gregata
Lineage: Eukaryota; Fungi; Ascomycota; Leotiomycetes; Helotiales; Ploettnerulaceae
Exons: 3
Coding region: 48-872 (274 amino acids)
Biological process (GO): regulation of DNA-templated transcription
Cellular component (GO): nucleus
Source: RefSeq, a predicted model, not a curated record
GCCUCAGGCCGAAAAGCGCUUCUUCCAGAUAAAUCACAGCUCUUAGCAUGCGUCUAUCCUCAAAUAAGUCAAAUAUGGCAGGAUUGGUCAGUUACACAAGCAGCGAUGAAGAGGACAUGGGAGUUAAUGUUUACAAAGUGAAUGCUGCGAGACCUACAGAUCCAAGAAAUAACACAAAUGGUAAUCAGUUCAAUGUCCAGCAGAAUGGAGCAGAUGGAUGUUCCCCCGAUCGGGAGGCCCCUAUCGUCGGUCCAACACUUGGGCCUUCUGCAAGCCUUCCAGAAGCUCAAUCGCUAGAGGAAGAGGAAGAGGACCUGGCUGUGGCUCCAUUAUCACCUUACUCUGCCAGUCGGGCUCUGUCAAGAGACCUAACUCUCCCAAGUCUUCCAAACUACGACAUUCCACCAUCACCUCCAGGAUCGCCUCUAGAGAGUACAAAUGCCAAGUUCAAGCAUUUUCUUGAAUUGAAAAAGCAAGGAGCUCACUUCAACGACAAGCUGGCAAAUUCCUCAGCGUUGAAGAACCCAAGUCUUAUGCAGAAGCUGAUGGACUUCUCUGAUAUCGAUGAAGUCGGUCAAUAUGCGACGACAUUACCCAAAGAACUUUGGAAUCCUCACUGCUUUCCUGCGUUCGCUUUCAAGGAGGAACUCGCAAAGAGUCAGCAGAGGAUCCUAAAACGGAAGGAGGACGAAAAGACCAGAGGCCCACGGGAGUCCUUGGAUUUUGUACCCGCAAGUUCACCGCUGGAGCCGGGAAGCCGAAGUGGAACGCCAUCUAGCGGAGGGAAGCCAGCUCAGAGCGCUGCAGAAAGAGUAAUGGCAGGACUCGAUAGAGGACAAGGUACAAAACGCAAGUCGAGGUUCGAUAAUUGAGGCAACCAGCUAUGGGUAAUAAUAAUCACCACAAGUGAUGGCACUUUCAGCCCAAAGUCUGAUGUGGCAAUCGCGGCAUUAUCUUAUCCAGGAUGUUACAAAACGAUCAGACAUGUCCAUGAUGGAUUUUGGGACAUUGAACAGAGUGAUCAUAGAAGUCACGGGUGCUCCAAGGUUGUCAGGCACACAUAGGUACCUUCUUGUCUCUGGCGGAAGCUUCAGCUGAUGGAGAACUCCCACCUGGCCAAGGUCACGGGAAUGUUGGCAAUACCUACACGAGGACGAUAGACACAGUCUUUUGCUCACCACCAGACAUCCAUUUCGCAACGAUACUUCACAACAUUGCUGUAGUCUAGGCUGGAAUUAAGGAGUCCAUGAUCGGCAUGAAGAGCUAGCCUGGUGCAGGCCUGGCCUGGAGGGAACUUAGCUACUUAACGUCCCACCCCACUAUUCCGCCCACCCCCCUAUUCCGGCCACCUCGCUUACAUUCCGUAUUUCCUAUUCAACACUUAAUAACUCUACAUUGUGUCAUCUUUUUAAUUAGAUAUUAUAGAAUAUGAUUCUCCUUAUUAUUCCGGUUCUAUAGGUAUAAUUUGAUGUUCUCUAGCUGCAAUUUGAGCUUCCCUGAUAGCACGUGUUGUGAUAAACUUGGAAUUCGGGCUUAUUUGAACCUUCCUCUUUUUCCUUGGUCUUAAUCGCUCUAAUCGUGCCUCUAACUCUUUAAUCCUUAUAUUUGCUUGCCCUAAUUUAUAGUCCUUCUUAUUAAAUCCUUUUAAAACCUUCCUAAAAAGCAAAUGACGUGUUGAAAGUUGGUCAUGUGACCUAGCUG